This is a messenger RNA of Cervus elaphus (red deer), 3996 nucleotides long. It is a transcript of the gene VSIG4, whose product is annotated as V-set and immunoglobulin domain containing 4. The transcript has 7 exons. The record is from RefSeq and is a predicted model, not a curated record. Bases 115 to 855 code for a protein of 246 amino acids. Lineage: Eukaryota; Metazoa; Chordata; Mammalia; Artiodactyla; Cervidae. Gene Ontology annotation, molecular function: complement component C3b binding. Gene Ontology annotation, biological process: negative regulation of complement activation, alternative pathway; negative regulation of macrophage activation; negative regulation of T cell proliferation.
GAGAAAUAUAAGGAAGAAAAGGAAGUAAGCAAGCACAGACUCUGGAAGCCAUCAGGAGUUCAUCUUUUUAAUAUCAGGAGACCAGAAGAAAGGACAGAAGUGGCUCUGGCUGUGAUGGGGCUGUUACUGGGCCUGCUGCUCCUGAGCCACCUACUGGUGGUCAUAUAUGGACAUCCCAUCCUGGAAGUGCCUCAGAGUGUGACAGGGCCUUGGAAAGGGGAUGUAAAUAUUCCCUGUACCUAUGGUCCUCUGCAAGGCUAUACACAAGUCUUAGUAAAGUGGCUGGUAGAACGUGGAUCUGACUCAGUCACCAUUUUUCUACGUGACCCCUCCGGAGACCAUAUCCUGCAAGCAAAGUACCGGGGCCGCCUGCGUGUAAAUCAUGAGGUUCCAGGAGAUGUGUCCCUCCAACUGAAUACCCUGGAGAUGGAUGACCGGAGCCACUACACAUGUGAAGUCACUUGGCAGACCCGUGAUGGCAACCGAGUUGUGAAAGAUAAGAUCAUUGAACUCCGGGUCCAGAAACAUUCCUCAAAGCCACCUGAUACCAAGACUAAGUCACUUCCAACCACGCAAACCUCCUUGGAAGCAACAUCCACAGUGAAUACAUCCUGGGGCAGAAUAACUGAAGUGGAUGGUUAUAUUGGAAAGACAAGUGCUGAACCAGGAAAAGGCCUGUCUAUCUUUGCCAUAAUUCUCAUCAUCUCCUUGUGCUGUAUAGUGUUCAUCACCAUGACUUAUAUCAUGGUCUGCCGGAAGACAUCCCAACAGGAUCAUGUCUAUGAAGUGGCCAGCUUCUGUGAGAAGACCUGGAUAAACUGGAGGUGCCCACAGCCUUCUGAACACCCUUUCUGACUUCAUCCAAAAGGAAGACAGAUAUGAAGAGAUAUAAAGAUUCUUUUUAGUACAUAAAAUUUAGGAGCCUUAUAGACCAUUUUGUCCCAGUAUUAAUGGAAAGGGUCAGUAGUUGAGCUAAAACUAUGUUGGUUUUAUUUCCACUUUUGAUGUUCUAGCCCAUGUCUCUCCCAUAGAGUAUAAUGAAAGCAAGUUUAGCUGAGAAAGGCUGGCCAACCCCAUAGGAAGAAGAGGUGGAUAUCUACAUGGGGUGGUAUUGAGGGACACUGAAAGCUUUUCUGUUGGUCUGUUACACUACAUAAAAUAUCAUCUGUUCUCUGCCUACCCUGGGAGGUCUAACACACCAAAUAGUUAAGACUUGCCCUGCAACUGACCCAGUUGGGCCUCCUCAUACUGGGAGCAGUAUGGAUUUUUUUUUUCAGGCAUAGUUAAACCCGCUGCUCAACCUCACCCAGAGAUAUUUAUUCAGCAUCACUUUCACAUCCCUUCUCAACAGAGGGCUGACAACCUUCAAAAUAAGAAAUAUGAAAACUAAAAGUCUCUGGACACAAUUCAUCUAAUCCUCCCCCUCCUCUUUUUUGCAGAAGAGGUCAAAAAUAUGUGUCCUGGAAUAGAGAAAGGACUUGUUCAAAGAUACAUAAUGGGUAAACAGCAAAACCAGAACUGCUAUUCAAAUAUCCUGACUCCUGGUUCCAGAGAACUUUCCACUUCCAUUUGGCUGUCUUCUAAACUGUCCGUUAUUACCAUUAUAGGAUUCAGGACAGAAGGGGACCAAUGGGACCCUUCUUCUCCCCCACCCUUGAUCCAGGGUUCAUGAGAAGUGUCCAAAGAGAAUGAGAUGAGUAGAUCCAAGCCACCUUUAGUAGCCAUGGACACUGCCCCAGUUUGGGAACCCAAACAGAGAGGGCAAGUGGAUACUAUACCUGUUUCUGAACUGGUGCCUUCAUCUUGUAGGAGCCAUAGGUUCCCUGGUGAUGAGCCAUCCUGCAGAAGUCAGAGGGAACUGGGCUUUAUGCUUUGAGCAGGGAGGUCCUAUGUUUUGAAGGGCCUUUGGUGUCUUCAAGAGGAAACAGAAAUGAGGAAGAUAAGGCUGAGGUUAGCCAACGGAAAUCUGAGUGCAAAAUGACAAAACAGUGCCGUUGUGAAAGGGUCUUCUACUGCAGCAACAGUCCCCACUGCCAUGUUCUUGCCUACCGCCACUGAACUCCACCAGGUACUAAUUCCCCAAGCUUCAGAAAGUCAGAGUAGAGAGCUCUGGCUGCCUUAGGUUCUGCCUAUGGCCAGAGAGGUUUUCUCAGAAUUAUUGAAGGAGUCCUGAAAUGUAAAAGCUAAGACAUUAUCAAAUGAAAAUGUCCAUUGUCAAAAUUGAGAAACUGAUCCUCUGAAGGAUAAAAGGAAAUGCCUGAUAUAAAAAAGCAAAUUAGUGGCAUACAUAGAAUUUGAAUCUAUUUCUGUCAAUUCCGAAUUCAUACAUUCUCUCACUCUGUUGGAAUGUUUCCCAUUCCUAAAACAUUCAUUUUAACUCCAUUGGCACAAAACAUAAUUUACAAGGGUAAAUUUACAGGCAGAAAAUGAAGGGCUCCUUUAGGAAAAAUCAAGAUGGUGACAGCAGAACAUUAAGCUAGGUUUGGGGUCUUUUUAAGCAUGAGGCCCUGUGAAACUUUACAGAUCACAUACAUUUGAAGCUGGCCUUGCUAGCACAGUUCUGCCCACAGCUUGCAUUCUGGCAUCUAGGGAACUUAAGAUAGAAUGAAAAAAGAAAAUUCACACCCACAAAGCAUUUAUUAUAUGUUUUGCAUAAUGCUUUUAUUAUGUAUUUUACAUGUGUUAUUUAAUCAACAACCAUCUGGUAUAGUAUUAUCAUUAUUCCUAUUUAUAGGUGAGGAAACUGAGACACAUAGAAGUAAAGUGGCUUGCCUAAAGAAACAAAACUGGGAAAUAAUUGAGAAGGCAGAAUUUGCACUCAGGUCUUUCUGAUUCCAAAUAUUAGGCUUUUUCUACUCUCUCAUGUUGAUUACAAAGAAAGCAAUUGACCUUGAGAAGGAAAGGAUAAUAUCAGACCCUUAAAUUCAACUGUGACCUUCAGGAUUCAUGAGGAACAUGACAGUUACGAGAAGAAAGUAAACGAUUUCCUAGAUCCUCUUGUUUGCAAUCCUUGGGCAGUCCCCAUUCACAGCCAGGAAGACUGAAUUCCCAUUAUGCAGGACACUACAUCAUGAAACCUGAUGACAUGGCAGAUGGCAUGUCAUAGAGGCAAUUCCUGCUGUAUUUUCAGGCUAUAUUUGCAUGAUCACUCUCAAUGAUUGCAGUGCCCAAGUUUCAGUCCUUAGUCUACAGAACAGAAAUAGGACUCUUUGCAGUACUCAAGGCUCAGUGAAUAAUCUAUCCAAGCCACAUACAGUAGUAUAAAUUCAGGUUCAAGAGAGAAAAAAAAAAAAAACACAUCCUGGGAGCCAGGAGUUUUGUGUCCUACUCCCAGAUCUGCCAGCUCUGUUCCCUCCCUUAGUUUCCUAUUUAACCAACAGAAAUUGAACUAGAUGAUCUUGGUGGCCUCUCCAACUCAAACAUUCCCUGGUUCCUUUAUAACCCCUUCCAUCACUGCCCCUCUCUCACUAUGGUCUUCUCUGCAUAUGCAGGGCCUAGAGGCUCUAGGGGAUAGCUUGAAUAGGGAUUCACUCACAUUCACACUGCUCUGUAGAAAACUUUUUUCUACCGGAAUAAUUUAUUGGCUUAGUCCUUGAGACUAGUUUCCCCAGAUCUAUCUUCUAGAAAGAUUCAGUUCCUUUUUUUUUUGUUGUUGUUGUUUCUUACUAAAACUUGGGGUGGAGUCAGGGUUGUCCCUUGAGCACCAUCCUAGGGAGGGACCCUUCUUCUCUACUUAUAUCCUAGAGAUUGAGUAAUUUCAGCUACCCACUCUUUUUCUUUUCUUUUCUUUUUUUUCUCAUUUAUCAGUUAAGGUACUCUCCUAGAUUUUUAACAGGGACCCUCUGGAAACAACAUCUUCAAUUAAAGUAGCAAUUGUUGUUAUUGAGUUGCUAACUCAUGUUUGACUCUUUCUGUCCCAUGGACUGCAGCAUGACAGGCUUUCUGGUCCUUCACUAUCUCUUGUAGUUUGCUCAGAUUCAUGUCCAUUGAGUCGGU